Aspergillus nidulans FGSC A4 is the source of this 1290-nucleotide messenger RNA. RefSeq names its product TFIIH complex kinase subunit CCL1. The coding region runs from base 1 to 1290 and encodes 429 amino acids. The transcript has 2 exons. Lineage: Eukaryota; Fungi; Ascomycota; Eurotiomycetes; Eurotiales; Aspergillaceae. Gene Ontology annotation, molecular function: cyclin-dependent protein serine/threonine kinase regulator activity. The record is from RefSeq and is a predicted model, not a curated record. Gene Ontology annotation, biological process: regulation of transcription by RNA polymerase II.
AUGAUCGAAGACGACAUCUACCGCACUUCGUCACAGUAUCGUCUGUGGUCCUUCACCGAAGAGACUUUACGAUCUGUGCGACAAAAUACAAACAGACUGGCUAGCGACCGGGUACGAGUUGCGCUGCGACGAGCGCGCGAAGCUCGACAAUCCGCCAACUCAUCUGCUGCAGGCACCCCAAACGCGAAUGCCAGCGAUGUAGACAGCAAGACCAGCGAGGAGAAGGAUAUAGAGUGUUUGACACCAGAGGAGGAGCAGGACUUGGUGCGAUAUUACUGCGAGCAGAUUAUCCAGUUAGGGGAGAGCUACAAACCCCCAUUGCCGACGAUAGUUAGAGCCACUGCAAUCCAAUACCUCCGCCGCUUCUACCUCACCAACUCGCCUAUGACCUACCAUCCCAAGACCAUCAUGCCAUGCGCCCUCUUCAUCGCCACCAAGACGGACAACUACUACAUGUCCCUGCGCCAUUUCGCCGACGGCGUUCCCGGCGACACAACAGCAGAAGAUAUCAUCGCGCCAGAGUUCCUCGUUAUGCAGAGUCUCCGCUUCACCUUCGACGUCCGGCACCCUUUCCGCGGCUUAGAGGGUGGCAUCAUGGAACUCAACGCCAUUGCCCAAGGUCUCGGCCAGCCAGCACCGCACCUCCCAACGCAAACAGCAGAAGACCUCCGCCGCGCCAUCUUAUCUCUCCCACCAUCACCAAAUAACCCAUCUACCUCGUCAUCUUCGAUAUCCGACCGUCUUGCCCGAGCGCACCACAACACCCGCGAGAUCCUCAAGUCCGCCGCCCAAAUGACAGACGCCUACUUCCUCUACACCCCGUCGCAAAUCUGGCUCUCGGCGCUGUCGAUAGCCGAUCAACCCCUUGCGCAAUUCUACCUCGACACGAAACUCCCAACACCCAACGCCUCAGAAACUGGAAACGAACACCCCCUUGCCCACCUCCGCGCAAAGGUCCUCCAAACCCUUACCUCCUGCGCUACGCUCCUCCAGUCCUACAAACCGCUCGCCUCAGACCCAGAGCAGAAGAAGGCCAUGCGCCGGAUCGGGAAGAAACUAUAUCACUGCCAGAAUCCAGAGAAGGUAAACCUCGCCGGGCAGAAGCGGGUUCCUGCUGCUGCUGCGGCGGUGGCGGCGUCUGCAUCUGCGAACCCAAGCGAGACUGCGACUCCGGAUAGUGAGAUGGAGAGGCUGGCGAAGAAGCGGAAAUUAGAGGCAGAGCAGCAGAAGGCGAGAGAUAUUUUUGGGGGGGAGUUGGUUAUGGAGAGGACGAAGGAGAGACAGGCGUAG